Messenger RNA from Drosophila willistoni, 2830 nucleotides. RefSeq names its product lamin-B receptor (gene LBR). Gene Ontology annotation, cellular component: endoplasmic reticulum membrane; nuclear inner membrane. Gene Ontology annotation, molecular function: oxidoreductase activity, acting on the CH-CH group of donors, NAD or NADP as acceptor. Gene Ontology annotation, biological process: sterol biosynthetic process. Bases 213 to 2309 code for a protein of 698 amino acids. The record is from RefSeq and is a predicted model, not a curated record. The transcript is spliced from 3 exons. NCBI's taxonomy places the organism in Eukaryota, Metazoa, Arthropoda, Insecta, Diptera, Drosophilidae.
CAAAAAAAGUAUUCUACUGUCGACGCCGCCGCUUUUGGACGCGCGUCUAUUUCUGUUUUUAUUUUAAAUAUAAAGUGUAUUUACGCGUUGAAAAUAUAUAUAAAGUGUUUAAAUUAUACAAAUUGUGGAUAUUAAAGUGUUUAACAAGAAUAUUCUUGUUAACAAAUUGAACAACAUUGCUGGAAAUUGACAAAAGAAUUUUGUAAGAAAUUAUGGAUCGAAGGCUAAGAAGGCCACGAAAAACGGAGGAUUUGCCUGCAGCAGCUCCUCCAACAUCUGCCAGUCUUUUGCCAAUAUCUUCGAAGCGUGCCGGCUCUAUAACCACCCGUACACGUGCUUCACCCUCUGGCAUAGUCAAGGUCGCUCCACCAGUGGAUCAGGAUUUACGGCCGCGUACCCGUCGCUCCAGUCGUGGACCACCCACAGUGGCUGCAGCAGCCCCACCACCCCUAAUCAAGGCCAGUGUAAAGGUUCCCACACCCAUACGAGAGGUGCCAGAGGUUCCUUCACCGGUGCGUCAAUCUACUAGCAAUUUACCCAUGACCCUGACCACAAAUACAUCGAGUCGGGCGCCAAAUAAAUCUCUAAUAACCAAUUCGGUUAAUAGUAACAGUUUUAGCACCACCACCACGACCACAACUAGCCAACAUAUAUUGAUACAACACGAGGGCGACACUGGUGGUGCGGAAGUGGAUACGGAAUCCAUACGUAAACGUCUGACAGAACGUUUACGUCGCUCUGUAUCCAAGACUAUCUCAAAUCUAACCAAUACCGAAGGCAGUCGCUAUAGUCGCAGUGUCUCACGUUCGGUCUAUGGCGAGGAAGAUGAUGGCAAAUCAUCGAAACGUAGUUACUCCACAGGAAUUGAAGAGGACUCGCUGGAUGAGGAGGACGAUGUACAGGAGGAUAAUUUCAAGAGUUUUCAACGCGGUCAAACAGCAAGUCCUCAACUUAAUGUGGAUUGCCGUAAGCUACAGACACCAAGAGAAUUUGGUGGUUGGCUGGGUGCAGUUUUCCUUCUCCUCUUUGUGCCCAGUUGGGUGUACUAUCUAACCUGGAGUUGCACGUCACGCAAUAGUUGUCAAUUUAAGCGUGUGAAUCUCACCGCUCUCGUGGAUUGGUCAUAUCUGGGACGUCAAGUGUUCCAAAAUCAUGUCAUUGGCGUUUAUGUGGCCUAUCAAGUUGUGGUAUUUCUGCUGGUGGCCCUUCUGCCUGGACGUCGUGUGCAUUUAACCCGAGAAACAUAUACAUUUAAUGCACUGGGCGUGGCAGUGACCCUCUUACUUGCUGGCGGAUUGGCGGAAUAUCUAAAAUAUCCUGUCGUGAAUUUCGUACUACGCCAUUAUUUGAGAUUCUGCAUCUAUGGACUGAUUAGUGCCUUUGUGGCUGCUCUAUGGAGCUAUUGGCGUGUGGAUACCACUAAAUAUAAUGUCCUGCGUCAGACAUUGACCAACGAUUAUGGACGAAGUGGUGAAUUUAUGAUAGAUUUCGCCUUGGGCCGUCAAUUGAAUCCCAAAUGGUUGGGUCGUGUCGAUUGGAAGCAAUACUAUUAUCGCCUCUCAAUGGUAACCACUCUGAUAUAUGCCUCUUGCUAUAUCUAUCAGAUUUUACAAUGGCCCAAAUGGCCAGUUGCGGAGAAUGCCGAGGAAGAGCAAGUUGGAGGUUUCUUGUAUUUGGUCAACUAUUUCUAUCAGAAUGUAAACUAUGAUAAGGGCUCUUUGUUAUGUGCCAGUUGCCUAUUGGCCUAUAUCUUGGAUGCCAUAAUCUUUGAGCAUCAUUUGAGUUCAUCCUUUGAGCUGCAACAUGAGGGUUACGGUUGUCUCUUACUUCUCCGCUAUGCCUCCACCCCAUAUCUCCUAUCCGGAGUAACUAAAUAUUUCUAUGAGCAACGUGUACCCAUUACCUGUUGGUAUGCACCCAUUGGAGUGGUUCUCCUCCUUCUGGUGGGUCUCUUUGUGAAACGUUUUAGCUGUGCAUACAAGUACAAAUAUCGCCUAAACUCACAGAGUCCCAUAUUUGCCAAUAUCGAGACUAUACACACCUAUCAGGGCAGUCGGUUGCUCUUGAGUGGCCUGUGGGGACAUUUGCGUCAACCCAAUUAUCUGGGUGACAUCAUUGCUCUUGUGGCUCUGGGUACUCCCAUGGUCAUGCGCCCCGCUUGGCCUCCAUUGUUGGGUUUGGCUUUGCUCGUUCUGGUUCUCUUGCAUCGUGCCACCCGGGCUAAUGUUAGGAAUCAGGAGCGUUAUCACUCUUCAUGGCAUCGCUAUUGCUCGCAAGUGCGUUACUAUAUUCUACCCAAGAUCUUUUAAAAUCAAACAAAGGACUUUUGUGUGUAUGUCCAUUUUUUUUUUCGUCUGAUUUUUUAUUUUAUUUUUAGUUAUUUUGCCCACCGAUUUUUAGGACGUUAGCCCGCAUUUUUUCGAAUUUGUAUAUAUUAUAUAUUCAUGAAAUCCUCAAAAAAAACCAAAAAACAAAAAAAACUCCCAUCUCCAAUUCACCCAAUUGAUUAGUACAAAAUUAUUUUUCAUCCCCCCUCCCCGCACCCAAAAAAAGGGAAAGUUCAUUUAUAUUUUUUAUUUGUGUACACUUAGCUAAAGAAAAGAAAAAAACAAAAAGGACAAACUAUGAUUACAUUUAUUUGAUUUAAGUAAAAUUACAUUUAGUCUAUAACUUUAUAUUUUAUGCCUAAAUCUAUCUAAAGCAAAUUUAAACAAAACAAAAAAAACCUUAAAUAACCUAGGAUCUAUGUAAAUAGCAGUAAUAUUAUCAUAUUUACAUUUUAUAUUAAUAAAUCUUAUAUAACUUAUAAACUUUAGUUUCUAAAGUUUAA